AUGUAUCUCAAUGUAGAUGCUCAAAGCUUCAAUCAAUCCCUUUUCAUACGAGAGUCUCGAGAAUGUGCACAAGGACAACUGUGGUAUGUUUGCAACGCAAAUAAUUUCAAGGGUUGUUGUUCUGUAGAUGCAUGUUCAGUAUCAGAAUGUCCAGAUUCAAAUACCGCUGCAGUUGGCGCAUCGAGUACUUCAACCAAUUCUUCUACCUCUUCUUCUGAAUCUACAUCUACAUCUAUGUCUCCUACUUCUGCUUCUUCUUCUGCUACAUCAACCGCAUCAUCUCAAACUACACAAUCCUCACAAUCAAUCCUACAGACAACACCGCAAACAAUCCCGCAGACACUCUCACCAAGUACCAUCCUCCUAACUACAACUGUCAGCCAUCCAGUCAGUGCACCUACACAAAACCUAUCCGAAUCCCCCACCACAGUCGCACAAACAACUCCUCCCACCCCGCCAUCAAAUUCAACACCAAUCAUAGCUGGAGCAGUCGUUGGUAGUAUCGCUUUGAUUUGUUUCGCAAUGGCUGCAUUCUGCUGUUUCCGUUUUCGCCAAAAGAAAAAGCAGGAUAGAGAAAGGAUGUUCGCUGAACCCGAAAGUCCAGAUCCAGAGACAAUUCAGUUUUAUAGCACGACAGGAAAGACGUUACAAACGCCUAGUAGCACGAGCACGAGGAGUCCUGGAUUUUCUGGAUUGGGAUUGGGGGAUGUCUUCGCACCAUUUGGUGGAAGAGCUCGAACCAAUAGUACUCCUCCACCUCCAAAGUCACCACCUGGUGGGCCAGCAAUGAGCGAAUCCCAAGUCUCCGCCCCAAGCCAUUCAAUUCCAACAUUUCAUCCCUCGCUCAUUCCCAAAUCCCAAGAAGAUGACGAAAAUGAAAGGCCACUCUCCCAUGAUCCUGAAAAAUCAUCCCUAGUACCCCCUCCCGAAUCUUCGCAUCCAGCUUUCCAUCCACUUCCGAGAAUGCCCAGUCCGCGACCUGCAUAUCGAUCCGGUAUGGGUAUUACGAUGAGUGAGUUAGACGGAAGGGAAAUCGGAAGAAGAAGCGUUUCUGUCGGAGGAAGUGAGAGAAUGAGUGGAAGUGGAAGUGAGGGUGCUGUUAGUGCGAUGAGUACGCCCUCACAUAGUAUGAUUCUGGGUACAUCGACAAAUCUUUCUCAAAGACAGGCACAAGGAUAUUGGCAUCCAAAUGGGCCUUCUCAUUUACCCUUAUCUCUGUCCGGUCGACCUAUACAAUCUCACCGCCGCGGAAACUCCGCAAAUUCAUCAAAUUCCCCUUCGAUCAAUCCAAACCCAAAUAUGAAUGAAGGACCAGCAUCUCAAUACGCACAGAACCAAUACUCAAGCCAAAAAGCGCAACACCGAUAUACCCAACAGCUAGCUUCAGCGCGCUAUGGGAAAGGUAUGAAUGCAAGCACAAAUGAACACCAAAAUCCAUAUCAAAUGUAUCGAGAUAGUAGGGAGCAUCAGCAGAAUAUGGGAUAUCAACAUGCGUUGGUUAGGGAGCAGGAAGGACGUGCGAGAGCCCUUUCGGAGAGCCAAGGACAAGGAUACGGCCAAACUCAAGGACAAAGAAACAUACAAAAAGGAAAGGGCCGAGAAAGGAUGAAUUCGACAAGCCAAGAAGUACAUGCAGAGGAAAAUGACGGCAAGGAAUUAAGGAGAGAAAGCAGCACGCACAGUAUACCCAUCGGACUCGGAUUGGAUGCGCGACCCGCUCCCAGAGAACCAGAACGAGACACAAAUUCACAAAAUGAAAGUGCACAAAUGCAAGUCCACGCGAAUUUGUACGGAAGACACAAAAAUCCCCCUCAACCUCUUUCACAUCAAGACUUCCAACCCCAGCAAUCCAAGGCAACCAAGCAGACUUAUCAAACUCAUCGUGCAAACACCGACUCGGUAUCUAGCAUGGGAUCUCCCAGCUCGACGUCUGCAAAUGUUGGGGCAUGGAAUCCAGAGCCUGUGUAUACACAUCCAGGAUUUGAUUUUGAAUGUAAAGUUGUGGCGCCUACGCCUCCUCCUCAGAUGAUGGAAACAUCGGGAGGAGUGAAGAAAAAACGAAAUCAUGUACUGAGUUGGUCUGAGUAUGAUGCUGGUGGAGAAUUAUCCAUUUCGCCUGUUUUGGAUGGGAAGGGAAAGGGGAAGGAGAUUGUUGGGUGA
Molecule: messenger RNA, 2160 nt
Organism: Botrytis fragariae
Lineage: Eukaryota; Fungi; Ascomycota; Leotiomycetes; Helotiales; Sclerotiniaceae
Exons: 2
Coding region: 1-2160 (719 amino acids)
Source: RefSeq, a predicted model, not a curated record